AUGAAGCACUUGAUCCUGACCGCGUUUGCCAAGUCAAAAUGCAUUUGGAACCCCUUGAUCUACUUCAUGAUGAACGCCCAGCUCCGCCGUGGGAUGGUAUCCAUGAUGUGGAAGACUUUCUGUCAGUUCCAGGAUUCCACUGAGUCUUCCUCACCUGGAGAGCCCAAGCAUAAAGGUAUUCAACGCGACCCAAUGGGAAGAGAUUCAUCAAAAAUUGUCACCAUGUUUAUCCCUUGCUCUAAUACUGUACAAAAGACCAUCUUGUUCUCGCACGGGAAUGGGGAGGAUCUCGGCCGCGUAGCUCAUUUUUUGCUCAAACUGAGCGAUAAAUUCGAUUGCAAUGUCUUCAGCUACGACUACUCUGGGUUAGGCAGAAGCACCGGGAAGCCGUCAGAAGACGACCUUUACGCAGACAUCAAAGCUGCAUUGGAAGUUUUGCGGACAAAGUACGGAGUCCCAGAGGAAAGAGUCGUUCUAUACGGUAAAAGCCUAGGAACAGCACCAACUGCUCAACUGGCUUCCAAGCUGAAGAAAUUGUCAGGCGUUAUCCUCCACUCACCCUUAUCAUCUGGAUUGGGGAUGGUUCUCUCUGGCACCUGGUCCAUGGGUCCUUUCCCCGUAGCGGAGUUGGUGCCCCUCAUCGACUCGCCUGUGCUCGUCAUUCAUGGAACUCAGGAUGAAAUCAUUCCGCUAUCCCAUGGGAAGACCGUGCAUGAGAGGUGUCUGAAACCAGUGAGGCCACUCUGGGUCGAAGGGGCAGGACAUCUCAACAUACAUGAUUACUCUGAGUACUGGGAACGAGUGGAACGCUUCCUUGCGGGAGAGCUCUCUCGUGAAUGGAAAUGA
Messenger RNA from Darwinula stevensoni, 846 nucleotides. NCBI's taxonomy places the organism in Eukaryota, Metazoa, Arthropoda, Ostracoda, Podocopida, Darwinulidae. The record is from the annotation of a GenBank genome assembly.